AAAAGAAAAUGUCAGAACGUCUGGAGGUUUCUAUAGAAGGAGAGGAUGAUUUCCCGUUUGAUGAGGAUAAUAUUCAAGAACUCGACCAUUUCGACAUUGGAGAGGACGAGGAUCCGGAGGAAGUUGCUCAGGAAGAUGCCGGCGUCUGGCAGGAAAGGGUCCCAUUAACCCGUCAAAAGCGGAAACAAGUCCUCAGAAAGCCUGGAAGGAAGCGGACAGGAGAAAUAAUCCAUAUUCCGAAGCGUCAGCCUCCACGGGCGGUCCGAGUGAAGUCAUAUCAACAAUAUGACGCGUUUGACGAGCUCGUGGAGCAAGAUUUGGAUGAUUCUGAUCCAGAAGUUAUGGAUGACGAUGGAGAGCCUUCAACCUCGAAAACCUGGAGAAUAUUCGUCAGAAAAGAUGGUUCGGGAAUGCAUUUCGAUUGGCCAAUUUUCAUGGAUUCGGCUGUUUCUCUCAAAGACGUGGUAAAUUUUAUUUCAACAGACGCCUCCGAGAUCCCAAAAUCAUUAAUUUGUACGUCAAUUCCACAGGAAUUCACAAAUACUGGAACAUUUAUAAUUCAUCUGGAAGAAGGAUUAUUAAAAGAAGAAAUAUGUAAUGAUGGACUCGGAACAUGGAAUUCUGCACAAAUGUUUGUUAGAAAAUAUGUACUUGGAGUUGGAAGAGCCCGCCCGUUGAUGACACAGAAAAAUGACCAUAAUUUGAAGAUAGUCUGCGAGCAAUUCAUCCAUCCGGGAACCGAUAGCCGUGGCGAUUUUAUUCGAAGGAUUUAUACAGGAUUCGACAAAGAUGAGCACAUGAUUCCAUAUGUAGUCAUUUGUUAUGAAUGGAUGGGACAACCACAUCCAUUGACAGUUUAUGAGGAUCAAACUGAGAAACAAGCAUUUGAGCAGAUGACUUGGAAGAAAUGCUCAAAUCCGGAGGAUCAAGUACCGAUUUUGGCUCGACACGGAUGUGAUUAUAAUUCGGCUGUAGCGAUCCUCUUAUCAUCGGAAAAAUGCACAAACUAUGGAAAAUCAGUGCCGCAAUUCGUUCAAGAAUGUAUUUCGUUCGUCAUUGACAUUAACGAGUGUGGUGGUGAUCGGGCACUUUUCCUAGACGGAAAUGAAUGGCAACGACCAUCGGGAAGUCAUCGAUUCUUCAGAAUUUUGUAUCCAAAUCAGGAUCAUGGAGAUUUCGAUACGUGGAAUAUUGAAAGAGCAUCGUCGAAUUUUAAUGUGACGAAUAGCGAUAUUCAGAUAAUCUGCCGCCGUUACAAUGGCCAAAAGUACAGCCAGUCGUUUGGAUUUGUGCGGAAAAUUUAUUUGCUCAAAAUUUUGCCACUAUGCCCGCCAGAAGUCGCUGAGCAACUUCAUAAUCGAGAUUUGGCAGUAAUAUCGUAUUCCUACAGAAAUGCUCCGCAUCCGACGUUUGUGAGUGGAGGAAAUCUGGAAAAUUUGCGAAAUUUCGAAGGAUAAGUAGAAAAAACACUGAAAAAUUGACCCAAAUUCUGCAAUUUUCAAGAUUUUCCAUGAAAAAAUGUCUUCAAAUUGAGAAAAUUUGUGUUUUUCCAUAAAAAAAACCGCGAAAUUUCAAUUUUACAUCAAAAAUCGAAAAAAUUAUCCAAAUUCUGCUCAGAAAAGCCAAUUUUCGAAGCUUUUCCAUCAAAAAACUGUAAAAAUUUGCAGAUUGAGCAACCGGAUAGGCAGAAGCUUCCAGAUGGUCAACGUGUUGGUGAAGAAGUUGAAUUAGUUUCCGGAGAUGUGAUGUUCGACGAUGAUAUUAGUCCAGAAAUGCGAGAAAUGGUUGAAAAUAUGGAAAGAAAAAAGAAAAUUAAUUCGGAAAGAUUAAUGGAAUUACUACAAAGAAUACAUCGAAUUGAUCAAAUUUGUAAAAAAGAAGCUUGGCUGGAAUCGUCGGCAGAAGUUCAACAACUCACACAAAUUGCUCAACUUUUGCAUUAUUGUCAAUAAAUGUUAAAAAAU
This is a messenger RNA of Caenorhabditis elegans, 1964 nucleotides long. RefSeq names its product UBX domain-containing protein (gene C35B1.2). The transcript has 13 exons. Bases 9 to 1457 code for a protein of 482 amino acids. NCBI's taxonomy places the organism in Eukaryota, Metazoa, Nematoda, Chromadorea, Rhabditida, Rhabditidae. The record is from RefSeq and is marked reviewed.